Molecule: messenger RNA, 2478 nt
Organism: Alternaria atra
Lineage: Eukaryota; Fungi; Ascomycota; Dothideomycetes; Pleosporales; Pleosporaceae
Exons: 5
Coding region: 1-2478 (825 amino acids)
Biological process (GO): phosphatidylethanolamine biosynthetic process; phosphatidylcholine biosynthetic process
Cellular component (GO): cytoplasm
Molecular function (GO): choline kinase activity; ethanolamine kinase activity
Source: RefSeq, a predicted model, not a curated record
AUGGCGACUUCCUCCAAUGAGCAGUCGCAGCCCAGUGGCCCUCACCCAAGCGACUCAUGCGCCCUCUCGCAAAACACUACUUCGGCCGAUGGCACCUCGCCGCGCUCUACAAAAGUUGUGUCCUUUCCCGACGAUAGCACCAUCUCCCCAUUGAUGAUCGGCAAAAACAAGGAACUUGACCAAAAGGAUUACCUCGACCUCGACAGGCCCACGAAGCAUUACCCCGCAAGCAUCAGCAAAAAGAAACUAUCUGGACGGCCCUCAGUCGAGCGACUGGCCUCAAACAAGGCGGCGCCAAGUGAGGGAAAUCCAUCUUUGUCUUCCCUACUCUCGAAUAGCUCAACAGAUGCCACCUCUGACGGCCAGCACGCACACGAGAAUCUAUUGAAACAGGUGGGCACAUGGCUGAAGCAUGAGCGAAGUAGACGCCAUGCGCGUAGGGAAAGGCGCAAAGCUGCUAAGGGGGGCGCUGUCCAAGAGCCGAUAGAGGCUGUUCCUGAUGAGACAGUUGAUGAGUCCAACGCUCCAACUAGGAGUAGCUCGGUAUCGUCUCACGGUGACGACUCCCUCGAUCAACUGGCACACAUCCUUGAGAAGACUUUGUCCAUGAAGCCAGCCGACGCUAAGAGGAGGAUGCAACACUUUCGCAGAUCUUCAACAGGCUUGAAGCGACACUCCGCCAUUUCUCUAGAUACGGACUACUUCGAGUCUGUAGACCAGUUAGUCCCGAGCUGCGAGGCUAUCUUAGAUAACUCAAAGACUAUGGCGUACAACGCAGAUGUUUCAAACCGCGAGUCCACCUCGCAAGUAUCAGAGAAGGAAGCACGCAAAGAAAAAGAGGCGUGGACCAAUUUCCGAGCCGAGGUCCUCCGUCUAGUUCACACGCUGAAACUUAAAGGAUGGCGGAAGGUAUCCAUGGAACAGAGCAACGAGAUUGAUGUGCAGAGGAUGAGUGGCGCUCUAACAAAUGCUGUUUAUGUUGUCUCGCCUCCCAAGAAUCUACCACUCCAAGAGCAGGGCGAAGAUGGCCAACCAAAACCAAAAAACCCUCCCCCCAAACUUUUGCUGCGUAUCUACGGCCCACAAGUAGAGCAUCUGAUUGACCGAGACUCUGAAUUGCAUAUUCUUACGCGUCUUGCUCGAAAGCGAAUUGGUCCACGCUUGCUUGGCACCUUCACCAACGGACGCUUCGAGGAGUUUCUUCAUGCAAAGCCAUUGACUGCGAAGGAACUGCGCAAUGCGGAGACGUCCAAGCAGAUCGCAAAGCGUAUGCGGGAGCUUCAUGAGGGUAUUGAUCUCCUGAAGGAAGAGCGAGAGGCCGGCCCAUUCGUAUGGCAAAAUUGGGACAAGUGGGUCGAUCGUUGUGAGCAAGUCGUUACUUGGCUCGAUCAACAGGUUCGAGAGAACAACCAAGACUCAGUGCAAUCUCCCGGCGACAAGUGGAAGAAGCGAGGAUACGUGUGCGGUAUGGAAUGGCCCGUGUUUAGGCAGAUGGUUGAAAAGUAUCGGAGAUGGUUAGAGGAGCAGUACGGUGGCGCAGACAAGAUUAACGAGAGAAUGAUCUUUGCUCACAACGACACCCAGUAUGGCAACAUCCUUCGUAUGGUUCCUGACGGCGAGUCGCCUCUACUGCUUCCAGCAAACCAGCACAAGCAGCUCGUGGUCAUCGAUUUCGAGUACUCAAACGCAAACCUUCCUGGUCUGGAAUUCGCCAACCACUUCACAGAGUGGACGUACAACUACCAUGACGCGGAGUUUCCGUGGCGUUGUAACACAAAGUACUACCCCACCGUCGAGGAGCAGCAUCGCUUUGUUCGAGCAUACCUGAUGCAUAACCCAUCGUACAAAGCGGCUGGAGGCUACACUUCCAACCCUGCCACUCCACAUUUGGGUCCUCUUCCGUCCUCCGGAAGCACGACCGCACUGGCAGCGACUGCCGCCCCCAGCAACAUCUCCGCGUUCAUGUUGGAUUCGCGUGCUCCUCCAGGCGAAAAGUACCAGGAGCAAGAGGCCCAAGCCGAGCGACAGAUUGAAGAAGAGACUCGCCGCCUCUUGGCCGAGACCAAGCUCUGGCGUCUCGCCUGCUCCGCCAUGUGGGUAGCGUGGGGCAUAGUUCAAGCACACGUCCCAGGUCUUCCCGACUUCACCGCUGAAGAAAACAAGGCAAACGUCAAUCCCAGCCAGGAAGCGGCAGAAUUAGACAGCGCUACAGCAGAGGUUAGAGCCGAGGCGGAGGCUGAAGAGAAGGGGGCUGGGAUCGUGGGUGAAAAGAUGGCUGAACAGGCACAAGAGAACAAAACACAAGCGGAACAGGAUACUGACCUUUUCAAACCACAGGAUGAGGAAGAGUUCGACUACUUGGCCUAUGCUAACGACCGCGCGAUGUUCGUGUGGGGCGACGCUAUCCGCAUGGGCAUCGUGAAGGCAGAGGAGGUGCCUGAGGAGUUGCGGAAGAGGGUUAAGCUGGUAGAGUACUAA